AUGGCCGGACGUGCUGUACGCGGCGAAGAAAACGGAGGAGCGGCGGAAAUGGAGCGCAAGUCGCCAGCGGUACUUUUGACGCCAUCCCAAACGCUCCUGCAACCGUCCUUGCGCAAGCUCCACGCGGCUCGUCAACUCGGUGGCACGAGCCAGAAGUCGUUGGAUGACGCAACUGCGGUCACCGUGGUCUAUUCGUCGUUCGAAAAAACGAUCCUUGACUUCAAUGCAAUGAUCGAUGCCGACAUGGUCGAACACGUGGCGACAACACUGCCAUGUUGCAAACAAUUGCUCCCCGUCGACCCCCCGGUCCGACGAUCGAUUCCGUCGUUGGGAUCGCGCUUUUUUCUUCACACGACAACCGCUCGCAAGCACGAUGACGUCCCACAUGGAUGGAACCCGUUUGCCAAUUCGUUUUGCAUCACCCGUAACGCCUAA
Aphanomyces invadans is the source of this 435-nucleotide messenger RNA. RefSeq lists its product as hypothetical. The record is from RefSeq and is a predicted model, not a curated record. NCBI's taxonomy places the organism in Eukaryota, Oomycota, Saprolegniomycetes, Saprolegniales, Verrucalvaceae. The transcript has a single exon. Bases 1 to 435 code for a protein of 144 amino acids.